AUGGUUGCAUACGUCACUGUCCUAUUCGCCAUCUUGGGUGUAUCCAGCGCGGCGCAGAUCACGGGAUCUUGCCCUUCGGGUCAGACGUUGAUUUCCAACAACAAGUGCUGCCCUGGCUAUUCCAUAGUCAGCGGUGAAAACCACACAGAUUGCUGUAUCACCGAAAAGGGUAAUAAUGGCAAUUGCCAGGGUGUCGGGCUUUGCGGAAAUGCCAUUGGCACCUGCAAAGCUAAGAUAUCCGUAGACGACCCCGACUACGACCAGAAGGUCCAAGAUGCGCUCUCCGGUACGACAGCUUCUCAAUCUAGUUCAUCACCAUCCUCAUCGGCUGAUGCCACCCCUACGGCCUCUUCCACUCCCAGCUCCACUGGAUCUGACUCGGCUCCAGGCUCCUCCACCUCUUCCGACUCCUCGUCUACUUCUUCAACUUCCGGGGCUACCACCAUGGAGGAUAACAAGGCAAUGCUUGCAAUGGUGGCCGCUCUAGCCGCCAUUCCCGCUAUCUUUUACCAGCUUUAA
Daldinia loculata is the source of this 519-nucleotide messenger RNA. RefSeq lists its product as uncharacterized. The coding region runs from base 1 to 519 and encodes 172 amino acids. Lineage: Eukaryota; Fungi; Ascomycota; Sordariomycetes; Xylariales; Hypoxylaceae. The record is from RefSeq and is a predicted model, not a curated record. The transcript is spliced from 3 exons.